Prorocentrum cordatum is the source of this 1245-nucleotide messenger RNA. Lineage: Eukaryota; Dinophyceae; Prorocentrales; Prorocentraceae. The record is from the annotation of a GenBank genome assembly.
AUCGCCCAGAGGUGGUGCGGAUACGGGGCUGGCGUGGGGGUUCCGAUGGGCGCGAGCGCCUCCGCUCCAAUCGACGUGCGCGUCACCGACCGCAAGAGCCUCAUAAAGGAGCAAUGCCUCAGGCGGAUGGACUACGAGUCGAUGCAGCACGCGUACAGGAUCGACAACAGGCCAACGAACAGAGGACAACUGUCUAUCCAGGAGAAGGCGAAGCUGGUGGACCCCAGCCUCUGCAAGGGCGGCGACAACUCCCUCCCGUUCAUGGAGGCCAGCAUCUUGCCGAUAGUGACGGCCUUCUUGUUCGGGGGAGCCCUGAUCCGCUGUUUCGAGGUGAGCCCUCUCUGGUUUGUGGUCUACUACAAGACGCUCGACCAGAUCUUCGCCAAGAUUGACAUGGGAUUCAAGCAGUUUUACGGCCACGCCCUCCACCUGGAGUACGCACGCACGGACUGGUCUCCUGUCCAUGUUGCCGAGGCGGGCAUCCGCAUCGACAGGAUUCUGAUAGCGCGCGUCACAAGCCUGCACGUGAACCGGUGCACCAAGGUCUCCUAUGGGUACGCCUACAAGGAGGUGUCCAAGAAGGGCGGCGCGGGCGAGCUCGACGGCACGGGCCGGCGGCCCUACGACGCCCCAGAGCCCCAGGAGCCGUACCAGUGCUCGUUCAAGUUUGACACGUUCAGCAAGGGCAGAUCGCGGUCCUUCUGGAUCCACAAGGACAUAUGCCGCUUUCACGGCGACGAGACACGGGUGGCGGCCACACAGAACGUUACUCCUGUGUGCGUCAACGAUCGCGUCGAGAUCGCCGUGAACCUCUUCAACGCCAUGGGCCUGGUUGACGUAAACCAAGUGCGCUGGCACCCGUUGGAGGUCUAUCCAAUGCACAGUCGCGAGUGCCCGAUCGAGCAGGAGAUGUUCGAUUGGUACGACCUCGACAGCUUCCAGUCGCAGAGCGUCGAGAGGCUACAGAUACCAGACUUCUUCAGCCCGCAGCUUGUCCACUGCUCCACCGAGUACGCAGGCAUCGACGUCGCCGUCAGCCGCACCAGGCUGCGGGCGGAGGCGCAGGGCGUGGUGCCCCAGGCGGACCGCAUCCUCGGCUCGCGCUUCGAGGUGCUGCCGAGGAGCAGCCCCAUCAUCCUGCCUCUCAAGCGAGUCGGCCUGCAGCACGACCGCUUCACAAAGAUCCAGUUGCGUCAGGGCGAUGACGUGCAACUGUACAUCAGCCAGGGGGGCAAGAUGACGUAG